Bufo gargarizans (Asiatic toad) is the source of this 264-nucleotide messenger RNA. Its product is annotated as small integral membrane protein 36-like. Bases 1 to 264 code for a protein of 87 amino acids. The record is from RefSeq and is a predicted model, not a curated record. Lineage: Eukaryota; Metazoa; Chordata; Amphibia; Anura; Bufonidae. The transcript has a single exon.
AUGGAGUUUUAUUUGGAAAUUGACCCAGUGACUCUGAACUUAAUUAUUCUGGUAGCCAGUUAUGUCAUUCUCUUGCUGGUUUUCCUUAUCUCCUGUGUGUUGUAUGACUGCCGGGGAAGGGAUCCCAGUAAGGAGUAUGCUCCGGAGACAGUGCCAGAAAACAGGGCACCUAUUCGCUUGGUGGUAAUGCAGCAAAGUGCUACUUGGGGAAAGGCCUACGAGCACAGGACUGAUAUGCUAGAGAAGAAAAUAACAGUGGUCUGA